Molecule: messenger RNA, 1321 nt
Organism: Morus notabilis
Lineage: Eukaryota; Viridiplantae; Streptophyta; Magnoliopsida; Rosales; Moraceae
Product: transcription factor bHLH61
Exons: 4
Coding region: 135-1259 (374 amino acids)
Biological process (GO): regulation of DNA-templated transcription
Cellular component (GO): nucleus
Molecular function (GO): DNA-binding transcription factor activity; sequence-specific DNA binding; protein dimerization activity
Source: RefSeq, a predicted model, not a curated record
CCCCCUUUUAGGCUUAUUCUUAAUCUCUAUAUAUAAUCUUCCACUUGGUGUAACUUCCUCUUAUCAACCAAAAGUACUUCCAACAAUCAACAUUCCCGAGAAAUAGUGAGAAAAAGAGAGAGAGAGACAGAGAAAUGGAGCUCAAUGAACAUGAUUUCUUAGAAGAGCUCUUAUCUCUUAGAAGAGACAUGACUUGGGAAGCCUCUAACAAUAUUCCAACAGGAAUCAUGAACUAUGAGAUCUUCUCUAGUUUUGAUAACUACCACCAUUUUGAUCAAAACCCAGAAACACAAAACACCAGCAAUGUUGUUCUUCCAAAUUCCUCUUGCAGCCAAGAAAUAAUCUCUCCAACAUCACUUGAUCAUCAUCAACAUGACAGCUUCAACAGCUACUCGUCAUUGAUGAAUGAUAUCUAUUGCCCCUCUUUAAGCAGCGAUUUCUCAGCCGUUGAACCGGUACAGUUCAGUACUGAUCAAUUCUAUUCAAGUACACCAACAUUUCCCAUCCAAGAUCAAGACUAUAUUCCAUUGUGCACAAAAAGUAUGGAAGAAGAAGAGCUGGGUAUUCUUGGGGAUGAGAUUCACAACUUGGAGACUCAAGUUUCUUGCAAAAUGGAGCCAAUUCAAUCAUCAAUUUCAUCGCCUGAAAUGUUAGUGCCUGCAGUCUUCAAUAUGGGACAUCAUGUUGUGCCUAAUUUGGAAAGAAACGCCAAGGCUAACAAUAAGUCCAAGUUACAGGGUCAACCUUCAAAGAAUCUGAUGGCUGAGAGGAGGAGGAGAAAGCGAUUAAACGAUCGCCUUUCGAUGUUAAGAUCGAUUGUUCCAAAGAUAAGCAAGAUGGACAGGACAUCCAUACUUGGGGACACCAUAGACUACAUGAAGGAACUUUUGGAGAGAAUCAACAGUUUGCAACAAGAAAUGGAGGAGAGUUCGACCGAGUUGAGUGAGAUUGGCCUUUUCAAGGACGUCAAGCCAAACGAGGUCUUAGUGAGAAACUCACCAAAGUUUGAUGUGGAAAGAAGGAAUAGAGACACUAGGAUUGAGAUUUGCUGUGCUGGGAAACCAGGGAUGUUGUUCUCUACGGUGACUACUUUAGAAGCAUUGGGACUUGAGAUCCAACAAUGUGUUAUAAGCUGUUUCAAUGACUUUGCAAUGCAAGCUUCUUGCUCAGAGGAUUUGGAAAAGAGGACUUUAGCCAGUUCUGAGGACGUAAAGCAAGCAUUAUUCAAAAAUGCAGGGUAUGGAGGGAGAUGUUUGUGAGAGUAGAAAUUGAGAAAGGAAAAAAAAGAAGAAUAAUAAUUAUAAUAAUAAGAACUUGUGGU